AUGUGUCGAAAAGCAGAAACAAAGUAUUUCAUGGCAUACCUUUCUUUUUUCUUGUGUGUAACGGCAUUAAUGCUGAUAUGGUAUCCAACACUUUCAUUGGCCACAAACCAUACUGAUCAACUUGCACUUCUGGCCAUCAAGGCGAGCAUCAUUGACGACCCCCAACAUGUUCUUGACUCGUGGAACACCUCCUUCCAUUUCUGUCAAUGGCAAGGUGUUACAUGUGGUCGUCGGCAUCGUAGAGUCACCAGAUUAGACCUUAGAUCUCGAGGCCUUGCAGGUUCCGUGUCCCAUCAUAUUGGAAACUUAAGUUUUCUAAGAGUGAUCGAUCUAGCGAAUAACACCUUCAAAGGUGUAAUCCCACCUCAAUUAGGAAAUCUGUUUAGGUUGCAAAGACUAGUUCUCAGCAACAAUUCUUUUGUAGGAGAAGUUCCAGCCAGUUUAUCAAACUGUACAGAGCUAAACGCUCUUGGGUUGAGUUAUAAUAAUCUAGUUGGCAAGCUUCCACAAGAGCUUAGUGCACUGGUGAACCUUUCUUUGUUAGUCAUUCAUUUUAAUGGUUUUACCGGAGGGAUACCAUCUUUCUUUGGAAACUUCACUUCUCUUAAAACCAUAUCGGCCACCGGCAAUCAUCUAGGUGGAAGCAUUCCAGACACUUUAGGACAAUUGUACAACUUGCAAAGUAUUAGUUUUAGUUAUAACCUUUUAUAUGGUACGACCCCUCCAUCCUUAUACAAUUUAACAUCUUUAAAAGGUCUUGAUGUAGCAGAUAAUUCAAUUAGUGGAAGUUUACCAAAAGAUAUAGGCUUGCAGCUACCCAAUCUUGAGAUUUUUUACAUAUGGGGUAACAAAUUUACCGGAAGCAUACCCUUCUCAUUGUCUAAUUGUUCAAACUUGGUAAGCCUCGACUUGGGAAGCAAUAAUUUUACUGGGAAGGUUAACAUAGAUUUUAGACGUAUGUCAAAUCUUUCUUUUGUUGGGUUAUUUUCUAACAGUUUGGGGAGUUUGGAACUUGAUGAGAUGAACUUCAUUGAUUCAUUAGUCAAUUGUAGCAAACUAGAAAGUAUGUUUCUUGAUAAGAACAAAUUGACUGGAGUUCUUCCUAGUUCUAUAGGAAAUCUCUCAUCUCAACUAACACAUCUAUCAUUUAGUAAUAACUUCAUUUAUGGGACUUUGCCUUCUGGGAUUGGGAAUCUUGUGAAGUUAGAGCGAUUAUUUAUACGCUCUAAUCAUUUAACAGGGAUAGUUCCACGUGAACUUGGUAAUCUACAAAACCUUAAAUCUUUAUUCAUGAAUGACAACUUCUUCACCGGGAACAUUCCAAAAUUUAUAGGAAACUUCCGGUCAUUGCUAAAGUUGCAAUUGCAAGAAAACAGAUUAGAAGGAUAUAUACCUCCUAAUCUUGGCAACUGCCGGGGUUUGUUGCUAUUGGACCUUUCUGUAAACAAUCUUACUGGCCCUAUACCCCCUGAACUUUUCCAGCUAUCAUCCCUGUUGAUUUUAAAUCUUUCUCACAACUAUAUAGUCAGACCCCUUCCCCAAGAGCUAGGAAAACUCAAAAGUUUGACGAAACUUGAUCUGUCACACAAUGAUCUUGUUGGAUUAAUACCAAAUGCCAUUGCAAGCUGCAUAAGCCUUGAGUACCUAAAUCUGUGUGCCAAUUCCUUUCAAGGCCCAAUACCUCCCUCGAUGAGUGCUUUAAGAGGUAUCAACAACCUUAAUCUUUCCGGUAACAACUUCUCUGGACAAAUUCCGAAAUUCUUAGAGCAACUAAACAUUUCUUCAUUGGAUUUGUCUUUCAACAAUCUUAAUGGUGAGGUACCAUUGAAAGGUAUUUUCAAGAAUGCAAGUUUGAUCUUGAUUCAGGGGAACAAUGGGUUGUGUGGAGGCCUUCCAGAACUUCGCCUACCCAAAUGUGCCAUAGUAUCAAGGUCAAAAAUAGGCUCUAGAACAUCACGUUUUAUUCUAAUUGUCAUUUCAAUUUGCUCGCUUUUAGUUGUCGCAAUGGUUUUGUCGUAUCUGUUUUAUUGGAAAAGAAGGAAGGCACAAGCACAACCAGCAGAAGAAGCUUCAUACAUGCAACCGUUUUCAAGAGUUUCAUAUGGAAACAUACUUAGAGCUACCAACGAGUUCUCUCAACAAAACUUGAUUGGGACAGGGGCUUUUAGUGCUGUUUAUAAGGGUAUUCUUGAGCAAGCAGAUGGAAUGGUUGCCAUCAAGGUUCUAAAGCUUGGAAAUCAUGGAGCGUUGAAGAGUUUCGUAAUGGAGUGCGAAGCUUUAAAAAACAUAAGGCACCGUAAUCUUGUCAAAGUCAUUACUUCCUGUUCAUCCGUUGACUUUCAGGGUAAUGAUUUCAAAGCUCUUAUUUACGAGUUCAUGCCAAAUGGGAAUCUUGAAAGGUGGCUACAUCCAAGUUCACAACAAGAGGUUGGUAUCGAAGAAGCUCCACUACAAAGAUUGACCCUUCGCCAAAGAGUAACGAUUGCAAGAGAUGUAGCUCAUGCCAUUCACUACCUCCACCAAGAGAGUGAGGUACCCAUAAUUCAUUGUGAUCUGAAGCCAAGCAAUAUCUUACUUGACAGUGACAUGGUUGCUCACAUUGGUGAUUUCGGGCUGGCAAAGUUUCUGCCAUUAAAACCACACGAUAGCAGUGGAGUUGGAUUAAGAGGGACUUUUGGCUAUGCACCUCCAGAGUAUGGCUUUGGAGGUGAGAUGUCAAAAGAAGGGGAUAUCUACAGCUUUGGGAUAUUGUUAUUAGAGAUGAUAACAGGAAAGAAGCCAGUAGAUGGCAUUUUCGAAGAAGGAUUGAACCUCCAUGGCUAUGUGAAGAUGGCUUUGCCUGAUCGUCUAAUGGGGAUAAUUGAGCCAACACUAUUGUCUAUCGUUGAAGAAAGAGACCGAGGUGCCACUAUCAACCAUGAGGAUGAAGCUAAAAAGUGGGAGAUGUUGGAAAAAAACAUGAUUUUAUUGGCAAGAAUUGGGUUGGCAUGCUCCUUAGAAUCUCCCAAAGAGAGAAUGAGCUCAAGCAAAAUCAUCCAAGACUUGCAUCACAUCCAAAACUUUACCUCAGACAACUCUUUUGAAGUUGUCUAAAAUAUGAUUGUAAGAUUGAACACAAAGGGGUGGUAGUGCAAUUAGCUAGCGCGUAUAGCUUAUCCUGAGGUCGAGAAUUCGAGCCUUUUCAUAUAUCCUUUCGUGUUCUUUAAUGUUUUUAAA
Erigeron canadensis is the source of this 3216-nucleotide messenger RNA. RefSeq names its product putative receptor-like protein kinase At3g47110. Gene Ontology annotation, biological process: protein phosphorylation. The record is from RefSeq and is a predicted model, not a curated record. Bases 1 to 3093 code for a protein of 1030 amino acids. The transcript has 2 exons. Lineage: Eukaryota; Viridiplantae; Streptophyta; Magnoliopsida; Asterales; Asteraceae. Gene Ontology annotation, molecular function: receptor serine/threonine kinase binding; ATP binding; protein kinase activity.